This is a messenger RNA of Thecamonas trahens ATCC 50062, 912 nucleotides long. RefSeq names its product LAG1 longevity assurance. Bases 1 to 912 code for a protein of 303 amino acids. Gene Ontology annotation, biological process: ceramide biosynthetic process. The record is from RefSeq and is a predicted model, not a curated record. NCBI's taxonomy places the organism in Eukaryota, Apusomonadida, Apusomonadidae. Gene Ontology annotation, cellular component: membrane; endoplasmic reticulum. The transcript has 2 exons. Gene Ontology annotation, molecular function: sphingosine N-acyltransferase activity.
AUGGCCGGCGAAGUCCUUGGCGUUGUGGGCAAGCUCAUGCAGGGCUUUUUCCUUGUCAUGUGCUUUGCCUCUGUUGGCGUGGGCGUGUACUACACCUACGUGGUGUCGGAAGAAGUGGCUCGCCGUGCCUCCCAGUACCUCCUCGCUCCGCUCUCCACUCGCUUCCUCUCGGCCCACAAGCAGGAGGCCAAGCACAUCUCAAAGUUCUGCGACUCGGCCUUUCAGCUCGUCUACUUUGCCAUUACGGCGCCUCUGCUGUGGAACAUGCUCAUCAACAUGCCGGAGAGUGACAACUAUCUCCCUCCUGCUCUGGGCGGAUCGGGUGUGACGGCUAAUGCUUGGACUCAUCUCCCUCUCCACUAUGCCAUCUCGCCGGCUUUCAAGACCUUCUACCUCGUCUCGCUCGGCUUCCACAUCCAGUCCAUCGUCUAUCAUGUCCUCUUCCAGGACUCUCGCUCAGACUUUGUUGAGAUGCUCGCCCAUCAUCUGGUCACCAUCUUCCUUAUUGCUGGCUCCUUUGUCGGCAACCUCACUCGCAUCGGUCUCCUCGUCAUCCUCGUCCACGACUUUCCCGACAUCUUUGUCUUUGCCGCUAAGCUCGGUGCCAACACCCCCAGCACCACCUUCACCCUCUCUGCCUACGUCGCCAUGCUCGCCUCCUGGGGCUACAUGCGGCUCUACGUCUACCCGUUUGUCGUCAUCGUCUCUUCUGUCACAGAGUCUGUCGACGUCUCCACCGUCGAGCGCGUCGUCCUCAACGGCCUCCUCAUGUUCCUGCAGAUCCUGCACGUCUACUGGUACGCCCUCUUCCUCGAAAUGGGUUACCACUUCCUCUCCACUGGUGAGACCGUCGACAAGCAGUCGCUCGAGGCCGAUGACGACAACGACGCCAGCAAGGCCAAGGCCGAGUAA